AUGGCCGACGAUUCCAACACCACCAGCACAUCCUCACCGCGCCACGCUCGUCGUUCAUCUUUUGCAGGCGAGACCUUUGCCAACCUGUUCGGCACCCACCGCGGCUCCGUCUCCCGUUCCCCCAGCGAUUCCCAGCCCGCCGCUGCCAACAACAACAGCCCUCAACAGCCAUACCCAGGUCCCAUCACCAGUGCUGCCGCUCAGGCUCAGAGAAGGCGACUAUCGCUGACGACACUCGGACUGUCUGGCUCGCCCAACCAGACUUCGCCAUUCGGCUCAUACCACAACCGCCGUGAUAGCUAUGUCUCAGGCAACAGCGAUGCCAUCGACGAGUCUGCCAUUGAGGACGAGCCGGGUGCGUCCCAGACGACACCUUUCGGAAGACGCAUGAGUUUCGGCGCCAAGGCGCUGAGGGAUGUGAGGACUGGAGGAACAAGUCCUGGACAGAAUGGUACUAGUAAACCAUCUACUGUCGUCGCCGAUUCUUCCAACGGCACAGUAAAAUCAAAAGCACCAAACGGGACAAUCUCUUCCCGAGAUGCCAAGGGUCGAGGCAAUCCAGAAGGAUUCAACUGGUCUGAGAACUUCCGCACCCGUGCAGAGCGGACAGCUUCCAUUGCUGGAGGCACCCAACCUUCUUUCGGACUUGCUCCCAACCAGCGUGACCGCGCCAAGAGUGUUGCUGUGAUGGAGCCACCAGCCCGUGAGAUGCCGAAGCCCAAAGAACAAGUCCGACCGGACCAUUUCCAGGAGAGGAUCCUCAAAGGCGACUUCUACAUGGAUUAG
Messenger RNA from Ramularia collo-cygni, 786 nucleotides. RefSeq lists its product as uncharacterized. NCBI's taxonomy places the organism in Eukaryota, Fungi, Ascomycota, Dothideomycetes, Mycosphaerellales, Mycosphaerellaceae. The transcript is spliced from 2 exons. Bases 1 to 786 code for a protein of 261 amino acids. The record is from RefSeq and is a predicted model, not a curated record.